This is a messenger RNA of Blastomyces dermatitidis ER-3, 306 nucleotides long. RefSeq lists its product as uncharacterized. Bases 1 to 306 code for a protein of 101 amino acids. The record is from RefSeq and is a predicted model, not a curated record. The transcript has 2 exons. Lineage: Eukaryota; Fungi; Ascomycota; Eurotiomycetes; Onygenales; Ajellomycetaceae.
AUGCAGACAGAGUUCUGGCGGGACCGCCAGAAUGGGGAGGAGGGAGGAAAACCCCUGGACCCGUUGGACAUGGCCGUGGCUGCUAGAGGAAUAUCCCACAAGCCGCCAUGGAUGUAUGUCCCUGACCCUGACGCUGAGCAGGGCUCAUGGCCCACGGCCCGACGGCCAAUAUUCACCAUACCAUUGCAGGUGGCGAUCAUUUAUGGAGCGCAGUUUUCCCAACAGUCUGCAAACCAGGUGCUGCAGGGCCACUCGGCGGGUGGUGAUGGUGAUGACGAUGAUGAGACGAUGAUGAGAUGGUGUUGA